Molecule: messenger RNA, 1747 nt
Organism: Oldenlandia corymbosa var. corymbosa
Lineage: Eukaryota; Viridiplantae; Streptophyta; Magnoliopsida; Gentianales; Rubiaceae
Source: the annotation of a GenBank genome assembly
AUGGCGUCAAAUUCAUGGCCUCUUCCGAUCCAUACUCCCUCUUAUAACAUUUGCACCACCACUCCUUUAUUAUCAUUCCACCGCCAUGCCUUAACAAAAGCUCUCCCGGCCGGCGGUGCCGGGAGGCCUUUCUUCCCACCACAUGUUGUACAUAAGCGCUCCUCAUUGUAUUCAACAAUAUACUCACUUUCCACUCCACCACCACAACCACCACCUCCGAAGCAACAACAAUAUGACCAUCAUCUUCAUCUUGAUCACCACCACAAAUUGUCUCCAAACUCUUGCCCUUUAACUCCUGUGGGAUUUCUCGAAAGAGCCGCCGUGGUUUACGGGGAAUGCCCUUCAAUCAUUUACAAUGAAACGACACAAACAUGGUCAGAAACAUACACCAGGUGCCUGAAACUCGCUUCUGCGAUUUCAUCAUUACGGAUCAAGAAGGGCGACGUCGUUUCGGUCGUCGCCCCGAAUAUUCCAGCCAUGUACGAGCUCCAUUUUGCAGUCCCAAUGACUAAUGCGAUUCUCAACACCAUUAAUCUUCGCCUUGAUGCCCGCAACAUAUCCGUCCUACUCCAGCACUGCGAGUCAAAGCUCGUUUUCGUUGACCAUCAGUCAACCAACGUGAUUCUUGAUGCCAUUUCUCAAUUCCCUCCACAUUCCAAAAAACCAAUCAUAAUCCUAAUCUCCGAACCCGGAUUCGAUCGCAACAACAACAGCAACGAGUUCCAAGUUACUUUCCAUGAUAAUACAUACGAAGACAUGGUCAAACUCGGGGAUUUAGACUUUGACUGGGUCCCGCCGGAGGACGAGUGGCAACCGAUGACGCUGAAUUACACCUCCGGCACGACUUCUUCACCCAAAGGCGUGCUUCACAGCCAUCGGGCCCGUUUCAUUCAAUCCAUGGACGGAUUGAUGGACUGGCAGUUGCCGAAACAAUCAACCUACUUAUGGACGCUCCCGAUGUUCCACUCCAACGGUUGGAGCUACACUUGGUCAACCGCCGCUGUCGGCGCGGUCAACGUGUGUCUACGCCGAGUCGACGCGCCGUCGGUCUUUGAGGCCAUCGACAAACACGGAGUCACACACAUGUGCGGUGCCCCGGCGGUGCUAAACAUGUUAUCAAAUUUCCCUGCCCAAAGAGGAAAACUGGAACAUCCGGUCCAUAUUUUGACCGCCGGGUCUCCCCCGCCUGCCCCGGUUAGGGAUAGGUCUAAGGACGUGAUUAUUUGUGGCGGGGAGAAUUUGAGCAGCGUGGAGGUGGAAUCGGUGUUGUACACUCAUCCGGCGGUGAAUGAGGCGGCUGUGGUGGCCAGGCCGGAUAAGUUUUGGGGGGAAACGCCCUGUGCUUUCGUGAGCUUGAAGGCAGAGGCGGAGGUAAAGCCGUCGGAGAAAGAUGUCAGGGAGUUUUGCAAGGCGAGAUUGCCGCUAUACAUGGUGCCGCGAACGGUGAUGUUUAAGGAAGAGCUUCCGAAGACGUCCACCGGCAAAAUUCAGAAGUUUCUGCUUAGGGAAUUGGCCAGACGGCUUUAAAGCUAGCUGGGAAAUAGUGUGGGAAGUUCCUUAACCUUAAAAUCUGGAUGGAAGAUGUUAACAAAAAAAAAAAAAAAAAUCUGGAUGGAAAAUGAGGUACAAUAUCAACAUGUUGUAAUAACUUAGAGUUCAAGCCAAUUACCUCCGUUAUUGCACAACAAAAAUUUAAUUUUUUUGAUAAGUUUUCCGGAUAUCCAUAGAGCUAAAAAUUGUGGUCAAG